Molecule: messenger RNA, 345 nt
Organism: Staurois parvus
Lineage: Eukaryota; Metazoa; Chordata; Amphibia; Anura; Ranidae
Source: the annotation of a GenBank genome assembly
CUAAAACAUAAUACAGUGCAAACAAACCAAACCAACCACCCACAGAUAACAGUACAUACAAGCAAGCGUCGUCAGGCAGGCCGGGUCAAUAUCAAUAGGGCAGGUAGGUACAGGGGGAGCAAGCGGAGAUGGGUCGGGGUCACAGGCCAGGUUCAGCAGGUAGCAAGCAGCGUGGUACAGAGGGUCAGGCAGAGGGAUGGUCAGGGAGCGAGCCGGGAUCAGAGCAGGAGAAGUCAGCAGCGGUUCAGAUCAGGCAGGGUCAGCAAAGGAACAGAAACAGGAUGCAGGACAGAUACAGGGCCCAGGACAAACACAACACCAAGGCAGAGUCUGCAAGUCUGGCCA